Molecule: messenger RNA, 531 nt
Organism: Acaulospora morrowiae
Lineage: Eukaryota; Fungi; Glomeromycota; Glomeromycetes; Diversisporales; Acaulosporaceae
Source: the annotation of a GenBank genome assembly
AUGAAGCCCUCAUUUUUAUGCUAUAACAGUGCAUUAUAUCAAAAUUUUAGGCCUUCUAAUGGGAAGUAUGUCAAGGGUCUAUAUGAAUUCUUUCAAAAGACUCCCGAAGAUCAAUACGUCACUUUGCCCAAAGCGAGAUACUUGGUAACAGGUCGUUCAUGGACAGCCUCAGAACUUCGCAGGAAAUCUUUUGAAGAUUUACACAAACUAUGGUAUGUUUUACUUAAGGAGCGUAACCUACUUGCCACCAUGUACGAAGAAGCAAAACGUUUCAAUAAACUAAAGGAUAGCAGAUGGAAAGAAAGACAUGACGAAAGAACCUUUAAGACUCAGAAAUCAAUGGCCAGAAUUAAACUCGUUUUGAGUGAGAGAAGAGUUGCCUACGAAUAUGCAAGAAGGAAAGAUCCGCAGUUGUUUGGUUUAACUGAAGCUCCUAAAUCACAAAAGUUUUAUAAAGAUGACGGAAAGCCAAACUUUUGGAGGGAUGGUAUUAGUAGACUUCGAGCCAGGACUGCAUCAAGAAUACAAUAG